This is a messenger RNA of Hydra vulgaris (swiftwater hydra), 1400 nucleotides long. RefSeq names its product zinc finger protein 391. Gene Ontology annotation, molecular function: DNA-binding transcription factor activity, RNA polymerase II-specific; RNA polymerase II cis-regulatory region sequence-specific DNA binding. Lineage: Eukaryota; Metazoa; Cnidaria; Hydrozoa; Anthoathecata; Hydridae. The record is from RefSeq and is a predicted model, not a curated record. Gene Ontology annotation, biological process: regulation of transcription by RNA polymerase II.
UGCAAAUCCUAGUAUUAUUAUCCUUGAGAUGUUUAAAUAUCACGAAAAUUCUCGUUUUAAAUCUAAUUCGUUUGUAAACAUAUAAAGUUGUAAUACAAAAGUUUUCAAUUUGCGGAAAACCUCCGGAUAUGCCAGGUCAAAGUAUUUCAGAAGCAGCGUGGUUAGUUAAAAACCAAGUGUGUGCGUUUAAAGACGAUUUAAAAGCAAAUAGGGAAAAUCAUCCUUUUUACCAUGUCAAAGCAGAAGAUUGUCGGAUAUCUGAAGAUUGGCGAGAAACUUUAAAAGAAAUGGAUAAAUACUUGGAGACUUACGAAGAAGAGAAUUGCUCGAAUCAAGAAGAAGAAAGCCGCAUUAAAAUAAUAUCUCGCUUAAAUAAAACGGAGAAUAUUUUUGAUAUAAAUGAAUCUUCGAAUGACAGUAUUUCACAGUAUGACGAAGCAGAAAACUUAUCGCCUGUGUAUGAUAUUAUUCACAGUAAGUCGACUACGCAUACUUGUAAAAACAACUUGACAAUGACAAACUAUUUAAAAUUACAACCACCAUUUCCAGUAGCAACAUCGUUGUUAUCAGUGGUUAAAAAGCAAAACGAUUCUUUAUUUUAUAACAAUCUUUCGCCAUUAUACUCGCAAAGCACUUGUUGGUCACAAAAAAAAAUUUCUCAAAGAGAAAAUCAAUUUUUAAACUUAGAUUCUGAUGAACUUGAAUUGAACAUGAACUGCUACCAUGAACAAAAUGUUGAAGAAAACGAAUUAAAAAAUAAGCAUGGUAACCAUGCUGAAUUGAACUUGAACUGUUACCAUAAACAAAAUGUUAAAGAAAACGAAUUAAAAAAUAACCAUGGUAACCAUGCUAGUUUACCAUCUUUCUUUUCGCCUUCACUUUCGUUGGAGGAAAAACGCAACCACAACCUUAUGGAUAUAUCAAAAAGACGAAUACACAGUUGUAACUACAAUGGAUGUAAUAAAGUUUAUACAAAAUCUUCUCAUUUAAAAGCACAUGUACGGACUCACACAGGCGAAAAACCAUAUAAAUGCUCUUGGGAAAGCUGCACUUGGAAGUUUUCACGAUCAGAUGAACUAACCAGACAUUAUAGAAAACAUACUGGAGCGCGUCCAUUUAAAUGUCAUAGUUGCGACAGGGCAUUUAGUCGUUCCGAUCAUUUGGCUUUGCACAUGAAAAGACACUAAAACAAUUUAACAGCUUGCAGUAGUUAUAAUCGGCCUAAAUUUUUCAGCGCCAAAUUAAAAUGUUCGUAGGUUAUGCAAAUCAUUUAAGUGGUGAGACAAAGUUUAAGAAAGUUAUAAAAAAGAAAGUUUGAACUCUUUUUAAUAUUCUACUUCAUUAAACAUGCUAUAGAUAGAAACGAAAACAAUUUUAUAUACUACAUAUAUAUAUAUAUA